UGUUUGUUGAUGUGAUUAGCGAUAGGACAUUAAUCAUAAUGGCAACAGUUUCUUGGAGGUUGUUUUCCUUUCUUUGUUGUCUCCUUGUCAUGAUCAUAUCUCAAACCAGCGCCCAGCCAAAUCACUGGUGCUUCAAUGAUAAAGGCAAUUACACAGCCAAUAGCACAUAUCAGACCAACCUCAACACCCUUCUAGCCAAUCUCACUGCCAACACAGAAAUCGACUAUGGUUUCUACAAUUUCUCAUAUGGCCAAAACACUGACAAAGUAAACGCCAUUGGACUGUGCAGAGGAGAUGUUAAGCCAGAUGCAUGCCGCAGCUGCCUCAACGAUUCCAGAGGCAAUCUCACACAGAUUUGUCCGAACCAGAAAGAGGCAAUUGUGUGGUUUGACAUGUGCAUGUUGCGCUACUCGAACCGCUCAAUAUUUGGCAUCAUGGAAACUUUACCAGCUAUUUAUAUGUGGAACAUAAACAAUGCAACGGAUGUGGAUCAGUUCAAGCAAGUGCUGUUUAACUUGAUGAGGAAUCUAAAAGGCGCAGCUGCAUUAGGUGACUCUCGUGGUAAGUAUGCUACGGAUAAUGUAACUGGUCCAAAUUUUCAAAGCAUAUAUGGUCUUGUGCAGUGCACGCCUGAUUUGUCAUGGCAAGGCUGUAAUGACUGCUUGGAUGGGGCUAUCUCGCAAAUCCCAAGUUGUUGCAAUAACAGAAGAGGUGGUAGAGUUGUUGGCCCCAGUUGUAAUAUUAGAUACGAAAGCUACCGCUUUUACGAUCCCACGUCAAGAUUAGACCCAAGUAUACCGCCACCGACACUGACACCGCUGCCAUUACCGUCCUCACAAGGUAAUUUUCAUGUUGGCAACACAUCACAAACUGCCAUCGUCAUAGCAGUGCCGGUUGUUGCUGUUGUUGUUUUGGUGCUCUGUUUCAUCUGCAUCUAUUUAAGAGCGAAGAAGCCAAGGAAAUAUUUUGAAACUGAAGUUGAUGAUGAUGAAAUUAUAACCAAUGAGUCAUUGCAAUUCAACUUUGAUACCAUACGAGUUGCUACAGAUGACUUCUCAGAUGCUAAUAAACUCGGACAAGGUGGAUUUGGAGCUGUUUACAGGGGUAGGCUCUCUAAUGGACAAGUGAUUGCAGUCAAAAGGUUGUCAAGAGAUUCUGGCCAAGGAGAUACGGAAUUUAAGAAUGAAGUGCUUUUAUUGGCCAAGCUUCAGCACCGAAAUUUAGUUAGACUACUUGGUUUCUGUCUGGAAGGAAGAGAAAGGCUACUCAUCUAUGAAUUUGUUCCGAAUAAAAGCCUUGAUUACUUCAUAUUUGAUCCAACCAAGAAAGCACAAUUGGAUUGGGAAAGGCGCUACAAAAUCAUUGGAGGUAUUGCUAGAGGUCUUCUUUACCUUCAUCAGGAUUCACAACUGCGUAUUAUACAUCGAGAUCUCAAAGCGAGCAACAUUCUCUUAGAUGGAGAGAUGAAUUCUAAGAUAUCAGAUUUUGGCUUGGCAAGACUUUUUGUUGUGGAUCAAACAGGAGGAAAUACAAAUACAAUCGUUGGAACCUAUGGAUAUAUGGCACCAGAGUAUGCAAUGCAUGGACAGUUUUCAGUGAAAUCAGAUGUCUUUAGUUUUGGUGUACUGGUUCUUGAGAUUGUUAGUGGCCAGAAAAACAGCAGCAUUCAUCAUGGGGAGAGUGUAGAGGAUCUACUGAGCUUUGCAUGGAGAAACUGGAGGGAGGGGACAGCUACAAAUAUAGUAGAUCCAACAUUAAACAACAGUUCGCGAAAUGAGAUGAUGAGAUGCAUCCACAUUGGUUUACUCUGUGUUCAAGAAAAUUUAGCUAACAGACCAACCAUGGCUGCCGUUACACUCAUGCUUAAUAGCUAUUCUCAGACUCUCCAGGUACCUUCCGAGCCUGCAUUUUAUAUGGACAGUAGAACUGGAAGCCUUCCACACGUGCAAUCAUGGGAGUAUAAUUCAAGGGCAACAAUAUCAACUGAAUCUGCAAAUGAAUCAGCUCAAGAAUCGGUUAAUGAGGCUUCAAUUACUGAGCCAUACCCUCGCUAGAUUUUGGUCACUGUGACGAGAUUUAUUUAUCAUCAAUGUUUCAACCAAAAUACAAUGUCUUGGAACUCGAGUAAUUUGUUCGGGCGAAUUGUCUUCUCUAAAUAGGCCAUAAAUUCUCUUUGUUUAAACUGAGACCGAAACCUAUAAUGACCAUCAGUUGGUCUUAAGAGUGUAUGUUAUGGCUAUUAGCACUGCUUGGUGCUCUUUCUCUACACUAUGCAUUUCUUUAUUGGUGUUCAAAAUCUGGU
Messenger RNA from Gastrolobium bilobum, 2302 nucleotides. RefSeq names its product cysteine-rich receptor-like protein kinase 44. The transcript is spliced from 7 exons. The record is from RefSeq and is a predicted model, not a curated record. Bases 39 to 2054 code for a protein of 671 amino acids. Gene Ontology annotation, molecular function: protein kinase activity; ATP binding. Gene Ontology annotation, biological process: protein phosphorylation. Lineage: Eukaryota; Viridiplantae; Streptophyta; Magnoliopsida; Fabales; Fabaceae.